AGAAAGGAAGUGGACGUCAGAGGGAGGCUAAAUUGAAACUGUGCCGUGCUGCAGGUGGAGAUCUGUCACCUCUGAACCACUGGAGGAGACACGCCGAGCGUCGAGACUCUGACAGAGAAGAGGAAAGCCAUGGUUUCAGUCAGACCAGAGAUUCAGCCGUAAAAGACAAGAGGCGGUCGCCCCCCCCCAGCAGAUCCCCCACCGGCCCUCAACGCAACCCUCACCACAGCGGCUCCACAGACGAGCAGGAGAGCCCCGAGAGAGUGGUGCAGAAGGAGAAGCUUCAUGCAGAACUGAAACAGGUGCUGAGUCAGAAGAGAAGUCACCUGAGAGAGUCCACCUGCCUACUGGCCCAACCAGAGAUGGACCCGGAUCCCACAGAGGAACACACAAGCGUGGAUGAGGCCUCCAGCUCCAUGCUCAUCGUGGUGGAGACGGAGGCGGAGGCCGGCGCCAGCGGCUACAGCGUGACCGGCGGAGGAGAGCGAGGGAUCUUUGUCAAAGACGUCCUCAAGGACUCUCCAGCUGCCAAACAUCUCAGUCUGCAACAAGGGGACCAGCUGCUGAGCGCCAAGGUCUAUUUCGACAACGUCAAGUACGAAGAUGCGCUGAAGAUCCUUCAGUGUGCGGAGCCGUACAAGGUCAGCUUCCAACUGCAGAGGACCAUCCCCGGGGCAGAGGUCAGCGUGCGGCCUCGAGUUCCCAGCGUGGAGGUCAAAGGACCAAAAGCCAAGAUGGCCAAAAUGAGUGUGAAGGGCACCAAGCCGUUCAAGGCCAAGAAGAAAAGAGGAGGUCGCUUUGGUCUGAAGAGGCUGAAAGAGAAGCGCAGGGAGGAGCUAGUGAUAGAGGAAACGCCCCCCCGGCUGGAGAUGAGUGAUGUGGACGUGGAGUUCUCACUCCCCAAAUUCAAACAGAGGAGGAGUGUGAAGGUGGAGGCAGAAGGAGCAGCAGCCGGAGCCAAGGCAAAGAGGAGGAUCAGGUUUCCUCGUAUGAAAUCAAAGGGAGGAAAAGUGGAAACAGAACGGAUUGAGGGAAAUACUUCUCCAUCUGAGAUUCCUGGAGCCAAAGUGAAAACCAAAGAAAAGGGAUACAAAUUUGGAAUCACCUUUCCAAAGAGCAAACAAACAAAGUCCGGCUCAGCUUUGGAAACUGGAUCUGUGGAGCUGAAGCCGCCGGGUGUGAACAUCCAGCCACCAGCAGUGGACUUCAGCUUGUCUGGUAAUAGAGACAUGGAAGCACUCAAGUUUAAUGUGCCGGACGUGGAGUUUGCUCCCUCUUCGGCUGAGGCCUCUUUGCCCACAGUGAAGGGAAAGGCAGAUGUCAAAGCUCCAAAAAUCAACAUCAAGGGAGGAAGUGAUGCAGCUGAAGGAAAAGGAGAUGCAAAGCUCAGAUUGCCAAAGCUGAAAUUAGCCAAAGUUCGACUCUCACGUCAUUCAGAUGAAAUAGAUGGUGACAUCAAGAUCAAACCUGGAGGGGUGAAAAUGCCCAGUGUUGACGUAACACCUCCAAAGGUAGGAAUCAGGGGAGCGGGGGGGAUUGGUCUCCCUGCAGCUCAGUUGGAGGGUGACCUCUCAGGAAAAGCUGCAUCUAUUCAAAUUCCUUCUGUUGAUAUUUCUUUACCGAAAGUGAAGGGAAAGUCCGGCAUUGACUUCUCACUCCCAGAGUAUAAAGGAGCUGGGAAGACCACAAUCAAAAUACCAACUGUUGACCUCUCAAUGCCGGAUGCUGAGUUGGAAAUGGACACCGGACGGAGAAUGCCCGAUGAGGUGGAGGGCACUUUCAAAGGGCCCAAAAUCUCCAUGCCACAGGUUGAUAUCUCAUUACCCAAGAUGGGAUCAGUUGAUGUGGAUAUGGAAUGUCCAGAGGGUGGAGGGAAAUUCAAUCUACCUUCUGUUGACAUCUCUCCACCAAAGGUGAAAAUGGAGGGUGAAGAUGUGGAUAUGGACUAUUUUGUUGGUGGUGAUGGGAAGUUCAAAAUGCCUAGUUUUGACAUAUCUCUCCCAAAUAUGAAGUCACAAGAAGGAGACAUAAAUAUAAAAGGACAAAUGGUGGAAGCAGGCUACAAGUUGCCCAAAGUUGACUUGACCCUUCCCAAAGGCAAAGCCGGAACAACUAAUAUUGAAGGAGAAGGAACAUUUAAUAUACCAUCAUUAGACAUAUCUCUCCCUAAAGUGAAGACAGGGGAGUUGGACGUCAACAUUGUUGGCACUGACGUGAAAGGACAUAAAUUUGGAUUGGUCACACCUGAAGUGGAUGUGUCUUUACCUAAAGGCAACAUUUCUGGAGACAUAGAAGUCGAAGGACAUGCUGGGAAAGGAGGAAAAUUCAAAAUGCCCACCUUCGAUGUUUCUGUGCCCAAACUGAAACAACCAGAGGAUCACAUGAACAUAGAGGUGCCCGGAUAUGAGGGGGGAGAUAAGAUCCAGAUGCCAUCUGUUGAUAUAUCUCUGCCAGAAGGAAAGAUGGGGGGUGACAUUGAAAUAGAGGGACCAUCUAACAGAGGAGGGAAAUUCAAAAUGCCCUCACUUGAUGUCAGACUUCCUAAGAUGGGGACAUCUGGAGCUGAGGUUGACUUGCAAGGAUCUAAGUUCAAAGGGGGGGAAAUCGAGGCACCAUCAGUGGACCUUUCUUUACCGAAAGGUAAAUCCAAAGGUGAGGUUGACGUAGACGGAAAGGGAGGCAAGUUUAAAAUUCCUUCGUUUAAUGUAGAUCUUCCAAAAAUGAAAUUCCCUGAGGGUGAGGUUGUUUUGCAGGGAUCUAAAGUUAAAGGGGGAAAGAUAAACAUGCCCACUGUUGAUAUCUCAGUCCCCCAAGGAAAGCUAGAGGGAGGUGGGAACAUUGAUGGUGGUGAAUUAAAAGGAGGCAAACUUAGCAUGCCCUCUGUGGACAUUUCUCUCCCAAAAAUGAAGCUACCCGAAGGAGAAGUAAAGCUAGAAGGCCCCGAACUUCCAAAUGUUGACUUGUCGCUUCCCAAGGGAAACGUAGAGGGCAACAUGGAGCUCGAGGGCAGCGGUGGUGGCGGAGCCAAGUUCAAGAUGCAGACUUUUGACAUCUCACUCCCAAAGAUAAAAACAAAAGGAGAGGUUGACAUUGAAGGGUCUGAAGUCAAAGGUGGAGCAAAGUUCAACAUGCCAUCACUGGACAUCGCUCUUCCUGCCAUGAAGUCACCACAGGGGGAGAUUAAAGUCCAAGGUCCAGAUUUUAAAGGAGGAAAUAUCCAGAUGCCUUCUCUUGAUGUGUCACUACCCAAGAUCGAGUCCCAGGGAGGUGACAUUGACAUUGAAGGUCCACAGUUUAAGGUAAAGUCACCAGAGGCAGAUUUAGACCUAAAGGGGACUGAGAUUAGUGGAAAGAUAGAUAUGGAAAUACCAUCUGGAAAAGGAGGCAAAUUUAAGAUGCCUUCAUUUGAUGUAUCUCUACCAAAAGGGAAGUUGCCUGAGGGAAAUAUUGGCCUUAAGGGACCCUCAGCUGAUAUCUCCAUCCCAAAAGGAAAAGCAGAGGCUGCCAUUAAAACUAGAGGUAAAGCAGGACAUUUUCAAAUGCCCUCAGUCAAUGUUUCUCUUCCUAAAAUGAAAUCAAAGCGAGGAGACAUCAACAUUGAGGGUCCAGAACUCAAACGUGGGGAAAUUAGAAUGCCAACUAUUGACAUUUCCGCCCCUCAAGGAACAUUUGAAGGUGACAUCAAUGUCAAAGGUGAAGGAAAAGGUGGCAAGUUCAACCCGCCGUCUCUAGAUGUCACCGUACCUACAGUCAAAAUCCUUGAGGGUGAUGUGAAUUUUCAAGGUCCAAAAGUAAAAGGUCGAAAAUUUGAAAUGCCAAAAAUCAACAUAGAACUUCCCAAAGGUAAAGCACAGGGAGAUAUUGAUAUUGACAUUCACUCUGGACGGGAUGGUGAUAUUGAAAUACCAUCCUGUGAUAUUGGAUUUCCUAAAGGAAAAGUCACAGGUGACGUACAUUUUGAAGGUCCUGGAGGGAAAGGGGGUAAGAUGAAGAUGCCAAAAUUUGAUAUUUCAUUACCAAAAGUAAAUUUUCCUGAGGGUGAUGUCAAAUUCAAAGGGCCGGACACCAAGGGCAGAAGGAUUGAGAUGCCGGACAUUGAUAUUAAACUUCCAAAAGGGAAAGCUGAAGGUGACGUAAAGCCUAUAGACCCUGAGAUGAAAGGGGAAAAAUUCAAAAUGCCAAAAUUGGAUGUUUCUUUACCAAAAGUCAGUCUUCCAAAGGUUGAUGCCAAUGUGGAAGGACCAGACAUGAAAGGAAAAAUAGAAAUGCCAACAGUUGAUAUCUCACUUCCAAAGGGAAAGCUGGAUAUGGAUAUUGACAGUGAUGGGCACAGUGGCAAAGGAGGCAAGUUUCACAUGCCCUCAGUCGAUAUCUCUCUUCCUAAAAUCAAAGCUAAGGGAGUAGAUAUUCAAGGACCUGAAAUCAAAGGGGACAUGUCACUGCCUCAGAUUAAGUCUCCAGAGGUAGAUAUCAGUCUUGAGGGUCCUGAUGUUAAAGGAGGGAAGUUUAACUUGCCAACUGGUGACAUCAAACUCCCUAAAGGAAAAGUCGAGGCUGACUUUGGUGUCGAGGGCCCUGAGGUGAAGGGUGGCAAGUUUAAAAUGCCAAAAUUUGAUGUUUCUCUACCAAAAGUUAGUCUCCCAGAAGGAGAUGUCGAAGUAAAAGGCCCAGACGUCAAGGGAGGGAAGAUAAAGAUGCCAGACAUAGAUAUUUCACUCCCCAAAGGAAAAGCUGAAGGUGAGAUAAAGGUUGAAGGCCCUGAGAUGAAAGGGGGCAAAUUCAAAAUGCCCAAAUUUGAUGCUUCUUUACCAAAAGUCAGUCUUCCAAAGGUUGACGCCAAUGUGGAAGGACCAGACAUGAAAGGAAAAAUAGAAAUGCCAACAGUUGAUAUCUCACUUCCAAAGGGAAAGCUGGAUAUGGAUAUUGACAGUGAUGGGCACAGUGGCAAAGGAGGCAAGUUUCACAUACCCUCAGUCGAUAUCUCUCUUCCUAAAAUCAAAGCAAAGGGAAUAGAUAUUCAAGGACCUGAAAUCAAAGGGGACAUGUCACUGCCUCAGAUUAAGUCUCCAGAGGUAGAUAUCAGUCUUGAGGGUCCUGAUGUUAAAGGAGGGAAGUUUAACUUGCCAACUGGUGACAUCAAACUCCCUAAAGGAAAAGUCGAGGCUGACUUUGGUGUCGAGGGCCCUGAGGUGAAGGGUGGCAAGUUUAAAAUGCCAAAAUUUGAUGUUUCUCUACCAAAAGUUAGUCUCCCAGAAGGAGAUGUCAAAAUUAAAGGCCCAGACAUGAAGGGAGGGAAGAUUGAGAUGCCAGACAUUGACAUUUCACUCCCCAAAGGAAAAGCAGAAGGAGAAAUUGAUAUUGGAGGACAUGCUGGUAAAGGAGGCAAGUUCCAUAUGCCCUCUAUUGAUAUCUCUCUCCCUAAAAUGAAGGCUAAGGGACCAGAGGUCAACAUAGAAUGUCCUGAAAUUAAAGGGGGAAAAGUUCAAAUGCCAGAUAUCGACCUUUCACUUCCCAAAGGAAAGGUUGAUGCUGAGCUCAGCCGUGAGGGCCCUGAGGUAAAAGGAGGCAAAUUGAAAAUGCCAAAAUUGAAUGUAUCACUUCCAAAGAUGACCCUGUCAGAGGGAAGUGCCAAACUGGAAGGACCUGAUGUUAAAGAGAAUUUUGAAAUGCCAAACAUUGACAUUUCCCUUCCUGAAGGAAAAGUAAAGGGAGAAGUUGAAAUCGAGGGAGAUGGUGACAAAGGGGGCAAGUUUCACAUGCCCUCAAUUAAUAUCUCUCUUCCUAAAAUCAAAUCAAAGGAAGCUGGUGUUGAUAUUGAGGGACCUGAACUUAAAGGUGACAUUUCAUUUCCAGAAGGAAAAGUUGAGGGUGACUUAAACGUUGAAGCCCCUAGGAUGAAAGGGGGCAAAUUCAAAAUGCCAAAAUUUGAUGUGUCUCUACCAAAAGUUAGUCUCCCAGAAGGAGAUGUCAAAAUAAAAGGCCCAGACAUGAAGGGAGGGAAGAUUGAGAUGCCAGACAUUGAUAUUUCACUCCCCAAAGGAAAAGCAGAAGGGGAAAUUGAUAUUGGAGGACAUGCUGGUAAAGAAGGCAAGUUCCAUAUGCCCUCUAUUGAUAUAUCUCUCCCUAGAAUGAAAGCUAAAGGACCAGAGGUCCACAUAGAAGGUCCUGCACUUAAAGGGGGAAAAGUCCACAUGCCAGACAUCGACCUUUCACUUCCUAAAGGAAAAGCAGACAUUUCACUGCCAGAAGGAAGUGUCAAACUGGAAGGACCUGAGGUCAAGGGAGGAAAGAUGCCAGCAAUACCAGCUGUUGACAUAUCUGUUCCACUGGGAAACUUGGAAGGAGAUUUCAACAUUCAAGGACCAUCUGGAAAGGGAAAGAUUGAAGGGCCAAAAAUAAAUCUCCCAAAGUUUGAUUUUGACCGCAGCCUCCCUUCUGGUAAGAAAGACAUUAGUCUUAAAAUGGACACCAGUGGUCCUGAUGCAUCGGGAGAUAUGGUCAUAAAACCAGCCAAGUUGAAGGUUAAGGGUGCAGACAUUGAGACAGGUGGUGUUGAAGGUCCAGGUGCAGCACUAAAACUUCCCUCAGUCAAAUUACCAACAGUUGAUGUCAAAGCUCCAAAGGUGGAUUUAGACUUUGGUCUUAAAAAACCCAAAGGGGACGAUGUGGAAGUGGAGCUUCUGAAAGCAGAGGGAGGACGGCCUUCAUCAGGGAUCAGCUUUGAUUUACCAGAUGUAUCCCUCAAAAUGCCCAGUUUUUCUUUUCCCAAGUUUGGUGCAAAGUCCAAGAGUGGUGAAUUAGAGAUAUCAGGGAAAGGCCCUAAGGCAGAUGUUUCCCUCGUCCCACCACAUGUGGAAGGAGAGAUAAGAGCACCAUCAGUAGACUUUGAUGGGGAUGGAAAGGUCAAGGUGAAGAAAACUAAAAUCAAAAUGCCUUCAUUUGGAAUAUCCAAAAAAGAUACAGAUGUCUCUGUGUCUUGUCCUGAUGUGGAUGUUAAAGCUAAAAAAGGUCAAAUUGAUAUUCCAAAACCAGAAAUAAAAUUUGAGAGCCCAGAUGAUAAAUCAAAAUACAAAGUAAAAUUCCCGAAGUUUAAAUUAUCGUCACCAAAGGGUGGACUUCCAGAGGGAGAAGUUGAUGCAAAACUGGAGGCAGAAGUUGAAGGAAAAGGGGGCUUCCAUGCACCUGAUGUCACUAUCAAAUUACCCAAAUUCUCCAUGCCAGGAUUUGGCUCCAGGGAAAAAGAUUUGGGGAAGCCACAAGGUGACCUUGGAGCUAAGGCCAAGGUCAAGAUGCCCUCCUUUGAGAUGUCGCUACCAGCAGCUAAAACUCCAGAGACUGAGGUUCUUCUCCCCAAAGCAGAAGUUGAUGUUACAGAGGCUGAUAUCAAAGGUUAUGAAGGAAACCUUAAAAUUCCCAAAAUGCCGAUUGUUAACGUUUCUAUUCCAAAAAUAGACCUGGAUCUAUCCCUCCCAAAAGGAAAGUCCCAAAAGAUCGAAAUGCCAGAAGUGGAAUUAAAAGCAGGUGAAGGAAAAUUCAAAAUGCCUCACAUAACAAUGCCAGAUGUUGACCUCUCUCUGCCAAAAGGAAAGAUUGAAGGUCCAGAAGUUGAAAUGGAGGGAGGUACAGGAGGCAAAUUCAAGAUGCCCCAUCUCAGCAUACCUUCUGUUGAUAUUUCACUUCCCAAAGGAAAGAUUGAAGGUCCAGAAGUUGAAAUGGAGGGAGGUACUGGAGGAAAGUUCAAAAUGCCUCAUAUGAAAAUGCCAAAUAUUGACCUCUCCCUGCCCAAAGGAAAGAUUGAAGGUCCAGAAGUUGAACUGGAGGGAGGUUCCGGAGGAAAGUUCAAAAUGCCUCAUAUGAAAAUGCCAAAUAUUGACCUCUCCCUGCCCAAAGGAAAGAUUGAAGGUCCAGAAGUUGAAAUGGAGGGAGGUUCCGGAGGAAAAUUCAAGAUGCCCCAUUUCAGCAUACCCUCUGUUGAUAUUUCACUUCCCAAAGGAAAGAUUGAAGGUCCAGAAGUUGAACUGGAGGGAGGUACCGGAGGAAAGUUCAAGAUGCCUCAUAUGAAAAUGCCAAAUGUUGACCUCACUCUGCCUAAAGGAAAGAUUGAAGGUCCUGAAGUUGAACUGGAGGGAGGGACCGGAGGAAAAUUCAAGAUGCCCCAUUUCAGCAUGCCCUCUGUUGAUAUUUCACUUCCCAAGGGAAAGAUUGAAGGUCCAGAAGUCGAAAUGGAGGGAAGUACUGGAGGAAAGUUUAAAAUGCCUCAUAUGAAAAUGCCAAAUAUUGACCUCUCUCUGCCUAAAGGGAAGAUUGAAGGUCCAGAAGUUGAAUUGGAGGGAGGUACCGGAGGAAAGUUCAAAAUGCCUCACGUAAAAAUGCCAAAUAUUGACCUCUCUCUGCCUAAAGGGAAGAUUGAAGGUCCAGAAGUUGAAUUGGAGAGAGGUACUGGAGGAAAGUUUAAAAUGCCUCAUGUGAAAAUGCCAAAUAUUGACCUCUCUCUGCCUAAAGGGAAGAUUGAAGGUCCAGAAGUUGAAAUGGAGGGAGGUUCCGGAGGAAAAUUCAAGAUGCCCCAUCUCAGCAUGCCUUCUGUUGAUAUUUCACUUCCCAAAGGAAAGAUUGAAGGUCCAGAAGUUGAACUUGAGGGAGGUACCAGAGGAAAGUUCAAAAUGCCCCAUAUGAAAAUGCCAAAUAUUGACCUCUCUCUGCCUAAAGGGAAGAUUGAAGGUCCAGAAGUUGAAUUGGAGGGAGGUACCGGAGGAAAGUUCAAAAUGCCUCACGUGAAAAUGCCAAAUAUUGACCUCUCUCUGCCUAAAGGGAAGGUUGAAGGUCCAGAAGUUGAAUUGGAGAGAGGUACUGGAGGAAAGUUUAAAAUGCCUCAUAUGAAAAUGCCAAAUAUUGACCUCUCCCUGCCCAAAGGAAAAAUUGAAGGUCCGGAAGUUGAAAUGGAGGGAGGUUCCGGAGGAAAAUUCAAGAUGCCCCAUUUCAGCAUGCCCUCUGUUGAUGUUUCACUUCCCAAAGGAAAGAUUGAAGGUCCAGAAGUUGAACUUGAGGGAGGUACUGGAGGAAAGUUCAAAAUGCCUCAUAUGAAAAUGCCAAAUAUUGACCUCUCUCUGCCUAAAGGGAAGAUUGAAGGUCCAGAAGUUGAAUUGGAGAGAGGUACUGGAGGAAAGUUUAAAAUGCCUCAUAUGAAAAUGCCAAAUAUUGACCUCUCUCUGCCUAAAGGGAAGAUUGAAGGUCCAGAAGUUGAAUUGGAGGGAGGUACCGGAGGAAAGUUCAAAAUGCCUCACGUGAAAAUGCCAAAUAUUGACCUCUCUCUGCCUAAAGGGAAGGUUGAAGGUCCAGAAGUUGAAUUGGAGAGAGGUACUGGAGGAAAGUUUAAAAUGCCUCAUAUGAAAAUGCCAAAUAUUGACCUCUCCCUGCCCAAAGGAAAAAUUGAAGGUCCGGAAGUUGAAAUGGAGGGAGGUUCCGGAGGAAAAUUCAAGAUGCCCCAUUUCAGCAUGCCCUCUGUUGAUGUUUCACUUCCCAAAGGAAAGAUGGAAGGUCCACAAGUUGAAUUGGAGGGAGGUACUGGAGGAAAGUUUAAAAUGCCUCACGUGAAAAUGCCAAAUAUUGACCUCUCUCUGCCUAAAGGGAAGGUUGAAGGUCCAGAAGUUGAAUUGGAGAGAGGUACUGGAGGAAAGUUUAAAAUGCCUCAUAUGAAAAUGCCAAAUAUUGACCUCUCCCUGCCCAAAGGAAAAAUUGAAGGUCCGGAAGUUGAAAUGGAGGGAGGUUCCGGAGGAAAAUUCAAGAUGCCCCAUUUCAGCAUGCCCUCUGUUGAUGUUUCACUUCCCAAAGGAGAGAUUGAAGGUCCAGAAGUUGAACUUGAGGGAGGUACUGGAGGAAAGUUCAAAAUGCCUCAUAUGAAAAUGCCAAAUAUUGACCUCUCUCUGCCUAAAGGGAAGAUUGAAGGUCCAGAAGUUGAAAUGGAGGGAGGUUCCAGAGGAAAAUUCAAGAUGCCCCAUCUCAGCAUGCCUUCUGUUGAUAUUUCACUUCCCAAAGGAAAGAUGGAAGGUCCACAAGUUGAAUUGGAGGGAGGUACUGGAGGAAAGUUUAAAAUGCCUCAUGUGAAAAUGCCAAAUAUUGACCUCUCCCUGCCCAAAGGAAAGAUUGAAGGUCCAGAAUUUGAAAUGGAGGGAGGUUCCGGAGGAAAAUUCAAGAUGCCCCAUUUCAGCAUGCCCUCUUUUGAUGUUUCACUUGCCAAGGGAAAGAUUGAAGGUCCAGAAGUUGAACUGGAGGGAGGUAACGGAGGAAAGUUCAAAAUGCCUCAUAUGAAAAUGCCAAAUGUUGAUUUUUCUCUGCCUAAAGGGAAGAUUGAAGGUCCAGAAGUUGAAAUGGAGGGAGGUUCCGGAGGAAAAUUCAAGAUGCCCCAUCUCAGCAUGCCUUCUGUUGAUAUUUCACUUCCCAAAGGAAAGAUUGAAGGUCCAGAAGUUGAAAUGGAGGGAGGCACAGGAGGAAAGUUCAAAAUGCCUCAUAUGAAAAUGCCAAAUAUUGACCUCACUCUGCCUAAAGGAAAGAUUGAAGGUCCAGAAGUUGAAAUGGAGGGAGGUUCCGGAGGAAAAUUCAAGAUGCCCCAUUUCAGCAUGCCCUCUGUUGAUAUUUCCCUUCCCAAAGGAAAGAUUGAAGGUCCAGAAGUUGAAAUGGAGGGAGGUUCCGGAGGAAAAUUCAAGAUGCCCCAUUUCAGCAUGCCCUCUGUUGAUAUUUCACUUCCCAAAGGAAAGAUUGAAGGUCCACAAGUCGAAAUGGAGGGAGGCACCGGAGGAAAAUUCAAAAUGCCUCAUAUGAAAAUGCCAAACGUUGACCUCUCUCUGCCUAAAGGGAAGAUUGAAGGUCCAGAAGUUGAAAUGGAGGGAGGUUCCGGAGGAAAAUUCAAGAUGCCCCAUAUAAGCAUGCCCUCUGUUGAUGUUUCACUUGCCAAAGGAAAGAUUGAAGGUCCAGAAGUUGAACUGGAGGGAGGUACCGGAGGAAAGUUCAAAAUGCCUCAUAUGAAAAUGCCAAAUGUUGAUUUUUCUCUGCCUAAAGGGAAGAUUGAAGGUCCAGAAGUUGAAAUGGAGGGAGGUUCCGGAGGAAAAUUCAAGAUGCCCCAUCUCAGCAUGCCUUCUGUUGAUAUUUCACUUCCCAAAGGAAAGAUUGAAGGUCCAGAAGUUGAAAUGGAGGGAAGUUCCGGAGGAAAAUUCAAGAUGCCCCAUUUCAGCAUGCCCUCUGUUGAUAUAUCCCUUCCCAAAGGAAAGAUUGAAGGUCCACAAGUCGAAAUGGAGGGAGGCACCGGAGGAAAAUUCAAAAUGCCUCAUAUGAAAAUGCCAAACGUUGACCUCUCUCUGCCUAAAGGGAAGAUUGAAGGUCCAGAAGUUGAAAUGGAGGGAGGUUCCAGAGGAAAAUUCAAGAUGCCCCAUCUCAGCAUGCCUUCUGUUGAUAUUUCACUUCCCAAAGGAAAGAUUGAAGGUCCACAAGUUGAAUUGGAAGGAGGUACUGGAGGAAAGUUCCAAAUGCCUCAUAUGAAAAUGCCAAAUAUUGACCUCUCCCUGCCCAAAGGAAAGAUUGAAGGUCCAGAAGUUGAAUUGGAAGGAGGUACUGGAGGAAAGUUCCAAAUGCCUCAUAUGAAAAUGCCAAAUAUUGACCUCUCCCUGCCCAAAGGAAAGAUUGAAGGUCCAGAAGUUGAAAUGGAAGGAGGUUCUGGCGGAAAAUUCAAGAUGCCCCAUUUCAGCAUGCCCUCUGUUGAUGUUUCACUUCCCAAAGGAAAGAUUGAAGGUCCAGAAGUUGAACUGGAGGGAGUUACCGGAGGAAAGUUCAAAAUGCCUCAUGUGAAAAUGCCAAAUAUUGACCUCUCCCUGCCCAAAGGAAAGAUUGAAGGUCCAGAAGUUGAAAUGGAGGGAGGUUCCGGAGGAAAAUUCAAGAUGCCCCAUUUCAGCAUGCCUUCUGUUGAUAUUUCCCUUCCCAAAGGAAAGAUUGAAGGUCCACAAGUCGAAAUGGAGGGAGGCACCGGAGGAAAAUUCAAAAUGCCUCAUAUGAAAAUGCCAAACGUUGACCUCUCUCUGCCUAAAGGGAAGAUUGAAGGUCCAGAAGUUGACCUGGAGGGAGGUACUGGAGGAAAGUUAAAAAUGCCUCAUAUGAAAAUGCCAAAUAUUGACCUCUCCCUGCCCAAAGGAAAGAUUGAAGGUCCAGAAGUUGAAAUGGAGGGAGGUUCCGGAGGAAAAUUCAAGAUGCCCCAUUUCAGCAUGCCUUCUGUUGAUAUUUCCCUUCCCAAAGGAAAGAUUGAAGGUCCACAAGUCGAAAUGGAGGGAGGCACCGGAGGAAAAUUCAAAAUGCCUCAUAUGAAAAUGCCAAACGUUGACCUCUCUCUGCCUAAAGGGAAGAUUGAAGGUCCAGAAGUUGAAAUAGAGGGAGGUUCCGGAGGAAAAUUCAAGAUGCCCCAUCUCAGCAUGCCUUCUGUUGAUAUUUCACUUCCCAAAGGAAAGAUUGAAGGUCCACAAGUUGAAUUGGAAGGAGGUACUGGAGGAAAGUUCCAAAUGCCUCAUAUGAAAAUGCCAAAUAUUGACCUCUCCCUACCCAAAGGAAAGAUUGAAGGUCCAGAAGUUGAAAUGGAAGGAGGUUCCGGAGGAAAAUUCAAGAUGCCCCAUCUCAGCAUGCCUUCUGUUGAUAUUUCACUUCCCAAAGGAAAGAUUGGAGGUCCACAAGUUGAAUUGGAAGGAGGUACUGGAGGAAAGUUCAAAAUGCCUCAUGUGAAAAUGCCAAAUAUUGACCUCUCCCUGCCCAAAGGAAAGAUUGAAGGUCCAGAAGUGGAAAUGGAGGGAGGUUCCGGAGGAAAAUUCAAGAUGCCCCAUUUCAGCAUGCCCUCAGUUGAUAUUUCACUUCCCAAAGGAAAGAUUGAAGGUCCAGAAGUCGAAAUGGAGGGAGGCACCGGAAGAAAAUUCAAAAUGCCUCAUAUGAAAAUGCCAAAUAUUGACCUCUCUCUGCCCAAAGGAAAGAUUGAAGGUCCAGAAGUUGAAAUGGAGGGAGUUACAGGAGGAAAACUCAAGAUGCCCCAUCUCAGCAUGCCAUCUGUUGAUAGUUCACUUCCCAAAGGAAAGAUGGAUGGUCCAGAAGUUGACCUGGAGGGAGGUUCUGGAGGAAGGUUCAAAAUGCCUCAUAUAAAAAUGCCAAAUAUUGACCUCUCUCUGCCCAAAGGACAGAUUCAAGGUCCUGAAGUUGAACUGGAGGGAAGGACCGGAGGAAAGGUCAAAAUGCCUCAUAUGAAAAUUCCAAAUAUUGACCUCUCCCUGCCCAAAGGAAAGAUUGAAGGUGCAGAAGUUGACCUGGAGGGAGGUACCGGAGGAAAGUUCAAAAUGCCUCAUAUGAAAAUGCCAAAUAUUGACCUCUCUCUGUCCAAAGGAAAGAUUGAAGGUCCAGAGGUGGAGCUCAAAGGAGAGGGUGGAAAAUUCAAGAUGGCACAUCUCAACAUGCCGUCUGUUGAUAUGUCACUUCCCAAAGGAAAGAUUGAGGGUCCUGAAGUUGAGUUUGAGGGAGGUACCGGAGGAGGAAAAUUAAAAAUGCCACAUUUGAAAAUGCCCUCAGUUGAUAUUUCACUGCCCAAAGGAAAAAUUGGCAAAAUUGAAGGGGCAGAGGUGGACAUGGAGGUAGAGGGAGACAAAUCUAAAAGGCAACAAGUGUCAAUGCCAACUGUUGAGGCUGGAGGGAAAAUUCUAUUACCACCAGUCUCGUCGAUAGAUGUAGAAAUUGAUGCGAACUCUAGUAAACCUAAAAACGACUCGGGGGAAGUUGAUUUGCAUGUUGAAGGAGAGCACAAGGGUCUUAAACUCAAAAUGCCAACAAUAGAUAUCAAAAUUCCAAAAGGAGACUUAGAGCUUGAUAUAGGAUUCAGAGGAGGGGAUAAAACUGACAGGAAAAAAGUUGAACUUCCUGACUUGGACAUCAACACAGCAGGAACCAGCAGCAAAGUCAAAGGGCCUAAAGUCAAAGGAACAAAAUUCAAGAUUGGAAUGGCAAAAAAGAAAACUGGCAAAGAUCUGACAGAGAACAAACAUGGACGCAAGGUCAAAGAAGGACUUGAGUGUGAAGUUGAAGUUGAAACUCACAAUGGACAUAAAGAGGGCAAAGAUCGUAUGAACAUAACCGUGCCAGAGGUUACAGUACCAGGUGUUAGUAUGAGCACCAGACAAGGUUCAGCCAACCUAGAAACAGGGGGAGCGUUUGAACUGUCAUCACUGAGUGCAGAAAUCAAAGUCCCCAGGAUUCCAGACAUAGAUUUUGAUAUUGGUACAUCACAAGAUGAAGAUGUUGAUAAAACAGAAAAAGGAAAGAAAAUAAAAAUCCCAAAGUUUGGUGUCGCGUUACCCUCCCUUUCCUCCCCUGAGAGAAGAAUCUAUGGGCCAGAAGUUCAGUAUGAGGGCCCUAAAAUGCCCAAAGUAAAGAAAGCUGUUUUUGUCUUGGUAAAUCCUUCUCAAACAGAUGAACCUGCUACUUGCACAGGGCUGCUGCAGGGGGCGACAACAGCUGAGAUCGAUACAGAGGACGUCAAAGUGAAGUUACCCAAAAUCAAAAUGAAGCCAACCUUUGGGAAGACAAAAGAUAAAUCAGCUGCUGCAAGCACAGAGAGAGAGGGGUGGAGAGAGGAGAAGUCAAAGGGAGGGAAGGUAAAAAUGUCCAAAGUGUCAUUUUCUCCUGGAAAAUCUGGGUCACUGGAUGUCAAUCUCAAGGGAGACGGUUCAAGUUCAAGUCUCAACGGUGAAGACGUUGCAAGUCCUCACAAGGACGACAAAGGGACAAUCACUGGUAAAAUCAAACUCCCAAAGGUGGAGUUCACCAGUCCAUAUGGAAAGAUGGCUGCUGGGGAGGGAGACACUGAAACGAGUGUGUUUUCAAAGGAAGUGGUGACAUCUCAUGCCAGAACAGAAAUGCUGGACAGGGACAGCUCGGAGUCUCCUGGUGGAUCCGCCGCGGAGUUCAGCUCGACCAAGGUCCGUGUUUGGAGUGAGGUGGACAGCAAAAGUGCAGAGUCUGAAGAAAGAGAGUCUUCCUCCUGGUUCAAGGUCCCAAAGUUCACCCUGAAGCCGCACUCCAAAGGCUUCCUUCGGAUAACCCCUGAGGGUUCUCCUCAGGCCAUGAGGAAGGGGGAGUUGGGAGGUGAGGCCGACGUGCUGGGAUCCUUCUGCCUCCACACCUCAGGGAUGGACUUCACCACCCUGGAAAGCUCAGAGGAGCUCCAGGUGUCCUCCACCGAGUCGGAAACUCUCACCACGGUGACCAAGACCACCCGAGUCACCCAGUGUUUGGUUUCUACUGAAACACGAACAGGUGAAUCCUCGACCACCGUGACGACAACCGAGCAAGAGUCAGACUUCAAACACUGAGGACGCUGUCAUGAUUUCUUCGACAUCUUUUCGAUUGUUUUGUUUUUCUUUGGUGAGGUUGCAGUGUUCUCGUUAAGCUCCGCCUGCAACGUGGCAAACCUCUCUUAAAGAAAAGUUUUUACAUUAUAUUUCAAUAGGUUAAGUAUGAACGUGAUGAAAAGCAAUGACAUUUCAUCUACCAGCAAUAUUGUUACUAUUAUAUCACAUAUUCUACCUUUUUUUCAUUUUAAAUGUGGCUGUUAUUUUGUUCAGUUAGUUUAGUCCUGAUUAUUAUUGGAUUUCGUUUGGUUUUUAAAGGUUUCACUCUGAAUGUAAACAUGUCAGAUUGCUUCUUUAUUUAUUGUUGUUUGUGUGUGUUCACAAAACGCUGGAAUGAGUCAUUGUCUUACAUCAGCUUCAUGGAUUUGACCGUGAUUUUAUGAUUAGUUCAAAGUAAUUCAUUUUGAACCACGACAGCACAGGCCAGAGUAAUAUUUAUGUAAAUAUGACUUUAUUUAAAUUGCUUUUUUGAAGCGGUAGCCCUUCAAUCUGAAAUGUAAUUAUUUUCAUAUUCACCAGAGUCAGGAGUGGAAGUUAUAUUGUUUUUUGACAUGAUAACACAUUUUGUUUGUCUUGAAGGAAAAGUGUGAGCUUUUUGGGAUCAUGGCUUGUUCUCAUUUUCUGCCAUAGUUUUUAUAUUUGACUCAUUUAGCUGGUGCUGCUACCCAGAGAUAGUCCCAGUGAGUGAGCAGGACACUCUGCGCUCUAUCUGCUUUGGGGAUCAAACCUGUGACCGCCUGGUUGAAGGUUGCUCUCUAACAUUUAAGCCAACCUGCUGCUAAUCAAUUAUAUGUAUUUACUGUACACUGCCAGAUAAAGACACCACUGUAUAUUAAAUAUACACCUCCUGAGUGAUGUUGAUGUUUUGAUGACAGCAGACUGGGAGGCUAUUUUGGGUUCUAUGGGUAAAUGCUAUUGCUUAGGUAAAGAUAUAUAUAAAUAAACCUCUAAAAAUGAUAUCACUAAGGCUGCUACAAUGACACACAGGCUAAGGAGUGGCAAGCCUUCCGCUUUUUACAAAGGCCAUCACAUAAAAAAGUAAAACUAUAGACAGAAGAGAGAGGAUCAAAAAUAAGAAAUAUAAAAAUAUUCUUAAUAAUUCCUGUUUUUUCUAUGAAAAUUUCCAAGAAUGACAACAGAGGUUAACUUGCAGUUCAAAUUACAGAUAUAUAAUUAUUUUAUUCAGUUCCUUUACCCCUUACUUUUCAGGUGCAUCCUCCAUUUAAAAAAAAAGUUGCUUUGAGGGAGAAAAUGUUGUCUUUUGAAUAUUUAUUACAUAUUUAAAGUUUCACUAGCAAAUGCAGUACAACUUACCUUUGAAAAGUAUAAAUUUGCAACAUUACUUAUUUAGACAUUUACAAAAUGUGGCAUUAAUCUGAUGAAUAAAAACUACUAUUCACGAGAAUGUGAAACAUUUGAGAAUGACGACUUUAUCACCUGGUUUAUUGACUCAGUUGGUAGAAGGAAUGAAAUCAUGUGAUAAAAGAAGUCCUGACGAAAGAGUUCAGUGACACGUGGAGGUGACGCACACCGAGUAGCUUCUGUGUCUAUGAAGAUUUUACAUUUUCUGGUUUAAUCAAGUCUUCACAUUUCUUUCUAGAUUAUAAGGGUUUCAGUGCCAAGUGUUUUUGUCAAAGCUGCAUUGGAAAGAAUGUUGGUUAAGAUGUUUCAUCAAUAAAAUAAUAUUCACUCGAAAAA
Molecule: messenger RNA, 17114 nt
Organism: Platichthys flesus (European flounder)
Lineage: Eukaryota; Metazoa; Chordata; Actinopteri; Pleuronectiformes; Pleuronectidae
Gene: prx
Product: periaxin
Exons: 9
Coding region: 363-15377 (5004 amino acids)
Biological process (GO): regulation of RNA splicing
Cellular component (GO): nucleus; cytoplasm; costamere
Molecular function (GO): protein binding
Source: RefSeq, a predicted model, not a curated record